AUGACAAAACUGGAAUUCAAAAGCGGUAAAACAGAAGGGAAUGCGCAGCAUCCCGAACAAGGUGAUAGGGAUUCCAGCGCGAGCUCCAACGACACCACCGGCAAGCAAGAGCCAGAAAAACGUCUCAAGGAUGUGCUUGCUGCAUUGGGAUUGGAUUCAGGGCGUGAUGACGCGGAACUGCACGUCGGAUUCAGCUGCAUCGGCAUGGACUGGGCAUUCCUGCUACGAGUUGCUAAUGCUCAGGCUAUCCUCUCUAUUUAUGGUGCAAUCAUCCAAAUUAAGCUGUCGAUAGCAUGCUUGACAAGUUCGAUGCUGCUGACGAAGUUCAAUUUCUAUCGCUUCACGUCAUCCGCAUGGGCAACCUAUCUGCUUUCAUGCGCUUACAUCGGAAUGAGAGCCGGCCGUUGGCAGAGUUAUCCACACGCGAUCGCUUACUGUGGCAUGUGCACAUUCCAGUCGUUGGUCUAUAUGUCCACAAUGUGCUGGCUCUUCUAUUCGGUAUAUGCGCUCAAUGCACACACGCACACCUAUGAUUUCAGUGAGAACCGUGCUAAUUUUCUGUUUCGAUUUGUUUUGGCAUUUUCAAUUAAACCAGAAAUACACAUCACAACAAAAUCGUGU
Gongylonema pulchrum is the source of this 621-nucleotide messenger RNA. Lineage: Eukaryota; Metazoa; Nematoda; Chromadorea; Rhabditida; Gongylonematidae. The record is from the annotation of a GenBank genome assembly.